This is a messenger RNA of Protopolystoma xenopodis, 300 nucleotides long. The record is from the annotation of a GenBank genome assembly. NCBI's taxonomy places the organism in Eukaryota, Metazoa, Platyhelminthes, Monogenea, Polystomatidea, Polystomatidae.
AUGCCAAGACAGGCGGAGAUUGCGUGUCCUGUGUUCGACGGCGAUGGGGACGGCUUCAUCGACGCCAUUGAGCUUCGUCGUUUGAUGGACAGUCUAUGUGUUUGUCUGUCCGAUUGGGAGAUCGAGGAGAUGAUUCGAGAGGCCGAUCAGGACGGCGACGGACGAGUGAACUACUUCGGUGAGUUUGCUCGAAUCACUCGUGGCCAAUUCGGUACGUCCGCCCCUUCAGACUGCUCGUCUCAAGGUCCGGUUGGAGACCGGAUUUCGAGAACUGUUUUCGUUGACAGCCCACAGCGCUGA